This is a messenger RNA of Aureococcus anophagefferens, 1341 nucleotides long. RefSeq lists its product as hypothetical. Bases 1 to 1341 code for a protein of 446 amino acids. Gene Ontology annotation, cellular component: cytosol; glycerol-3-phosphate dehydrogenase (FAD) complex. The transcript is spliced from 2 exons. Lineage: Eukaryota; Pelagophyceae; Pelagomonadales; Pelagomonadaceae. Gene Ontology annotation, molecular function: NAD binding; glycerol-3-phosphate dehydrogenase [NAD(P)+] activity. The record is from RefSeq and is a predicted model, not a curated record. Gene Ontology annotation, biological process: glycerol-3-phosphate catabolic process; carbohydrate metabolic process.
AUGGCCGCGCGGCGCGUCGUCGUCUUGGGCGGCGGGUCCUUCGGCAGCGUCGUCGCGCGCAUCGCCGCCGAGGGCGCCGCGGCGCAGCCGGACAAGUUCUGCGCGACGGUGGACUGGUGGGUGCGGCGCCAGGCCCAGGCCGACGAGAUCAACGCGACGCACCGGAACGCGACCUACGUCGGCGCGUGCGCCCUGCCGGCGAACCUCGUCGCGACGGCGGACCUGCGCGUCGCCGAGGGCGCGGAUCUGGUGAUCGUCGCCGUGCCGCACGAGUACCUGGACGGCGUGCUCUCGCGGUUGAAGGGGUCCCUCGCCGCCGGCGCGACGGCGCUGAGCCUCGUCAAGGGCCUGCACGUGGAAGACGGCGCCCUGACGCCCCUGACGGCGCGCAUCGCGGCGCUGCUCUCUUCGCGUCGAAACUGUCGAAUACAGGCGCUGCUCGGCGCGGAGACGGCCAUGCUCGGCGGCCCGAACAUCUACGCGGAGAUGGCGCGCGACGAGUUCGCGGAGGCGACCAUCGGCCACGCGCCGUCGAACCUCGGCGGCGCCCGCGCCUUCCAGGACCUGCUGACGACGCCGACGUUCCGCGCGGACCUCUGCGACGACGUCGUGGGCGUCGACUUGUGCGGGUCGCUGAAGAACUGCGUCACGCUGGCCUGCGGCUUCGUCACGGGGCUGGGCCUGGGCAUGAACGCCAAGGCCGCGGCCAUGCGGCGCGGCUUCGGCGAGGUGAAGCGCAUCUGCGUGCGUUUUUUUGGCGUCGACGUCGCGACGUUCGACGAGGCGUGCGGCUUCGGCGACGUCGUGCUGAGCUGCUCCGUGGGCCGGGGCCAGAAGCUCGCCGCGGCCUUCGUGACCUCGGACAAGUCCUGGCCGGACCUCGAGGCGGAGGUACGAUGCCCAGAGCAAAAUGGUGACCGGACGACCCGCGCGCCUCGUAGGUCCUCGGCCCGCAGAGCCGCGUCCCCGACUGGCGCAACCUCGCGGCGCUCCACGAAUUCCUGGUCGCCAGGGGUGCCGCGGCGGACUACCCGGUCCUCGCGGCCGCGCACGCCGUCGCCUUCGAAGGCGCGCCCGCGGAGGCCAUGCUCGCCGCGCUCCGCGCGCCGAAACCGCCCAAGGCCGCCGGCGAGGACGGCGGCACGGUGGCCGUGCGGUCCGCGGCGCCGCCGCGGCCGCCCCUGCUCGCGGCCUUCGAGCCGCCGGCCAAGGCCUUCGACCUCGCCGGCGGCCGCGCGCUCGUCACGGGCGCGUCCGGCGGCAUCGGCAAGGCCAUCGUCGCGCAGCUCCUGGCCGCCGGCGCGCGGGUGCUGGCCGUGGACUACGGCGCCGAGGCGUUGA